AUGAGGUUUGAGGCUCCUCCGGUUGAGGCCCCAGUGCAAAACCCGAAGACCCGAUUGCAGCCAGAAUCUGCGGAUGAAGGGCCUGUUCUCUCGAAACAGGAUGAUGUGGCUGCACAACCAAAAUCAUAUUCUCCGAAAGGAUCCGGCCAUUCAGGUUCAACCAACCCAUCUACUCACUGGAGCACAUUCUCAGAACGCCCGAAAUUCGAGAAGGCUCUCGCACGAGUCAUCAGUCUUCUUCCGGGUGAGAUGGAGGGCAGAGACUUGCUACGCGCUGUUGAAGGUACUGGGAAGGAGAAACUACGAGAAAUGGGUCUGCGGGUUCGCGAAUAUAAAAAGUUCUUUGAGGCUUGGGAAGAGCUUCACCUCACGUUCGAUGAGGAAGGUGGCAGCUAUGUGCGAGACGACGUUAUCCAAUAUCUGCGACACCAUCAGCACCAGCCCUCGGCCGACGACAUUGGCGAGUCCUCUCUAGCUCAGACCAUCCACUCCUACGAGGCGUACCGAUACUUUUUGGUCAAGUUCGGCCAACUCCUCUUCCCGUGGACAGCGCCUUACUUCCCUGAUCAUAUGACUCUCCACUCCCAUUUUAAAAAGGGGGGUAGGGGUAUCGUCCUGACAGCAGGCGAUGAUCAGGCUCCUUUCCUGCUCACGAUCAUCCCCACCUUUCGAAAACUGGGGUGCACACUGCCGAUCGAGAUCAUGUACUUGGGUGACUCGGAUCUCUCUGAGGACUACCGUUCUGACCUGGAAAGCCUGGAUGGCGUGCUUACUCGGGACAUUGCCCAGAUGGUCAACGACGAAGGCUGGAAAUUGGCCGGCUGGGCCGCAAAGCCAUUUGCAAUCCUGUAUUCUAGCUUCCGCGAAGUCAUCUUUAUUGAUGCUGACAGUCUGUUUUUCGUCAACCCGGAAACCUUGUUCGAGGAUCCUGCGUACCAGAAAGCUGGUGCCCUUUUCUUCAGGGAUCGUCUAAUUAUGCCUGAAUCGAAGAAGCGGUGGUUGCAGCAGAUUUUGCCCAAACCGAUCUCGAGACAGGUGAAGCAGAGCCGGUUUUGGACGGGCGAUAGCGGUCACAUGCAGGAAUCGGGUGUGAUUGUGGUAGAUAAAUGGCGCCACUUUAUCGCUCUUCUCCUGGUUACGAGAAUGAAUGGACCUGAUCGAGACGGCAAUAAAGACGAAGGCAGAGUCGGCAUUUACGACAUGGUCUACGGUGACAAAGAGACCUUCUGGCUUGGUUGGGAGCUUGUGGGAGAUCAAGACUAUGCCUUCCAUCAAGGUGACGCUGGCACAAUGGGCGUCGUUCAGGACCCGAAAGAGGAAGAAAGGAAACCGAGAAUGGUGAAAAAGAAGAGGCCGGUCAUGGACGAAAAUGGUCAGCCCAAAUUGGACGAGAAUGGGCAAGAGAUUACGGAAGAAUACGAGGUUGCUGAAGAGCCCGAAGAGCACGAACCCGAGGAACGACCGGAGCCCUCGAACUACACUAUCUGCUCUCCGCAGCUUCUUCAUUUGGACUUGAAUGGCAAACCACUUUGGUUCAACGGCUGGCUUCUGGACAACAAGUUCGCCGACAAGAAACAGAAGAAGUUUGGCAAAUUCGAACACUACCUGAUUGAACCCAGGGAUAUCCGAGAGCCGGGCGCUUGGCAACUCGAGGAAAGCAAUAUGUGCUGUCUGACCACGGACGCAGAUCUAAAACGAGAUUUUUCACCAGAAGAGAAGGAUAUAUUGAACAUGAUGAUCAAUCAAGCCAAGGAGGUCGGUGUCACGGCAGGAUGA
Fonsecaea monophora is the source of this 1776-nucleotide messenger RNA. RefSeq lists its product as hypothetical. Gene Ontology annotation, biological process: protein O-linked glycosylation. The record is from RefSeq and is a predicted model, not a curated record. Bases 1 to 1776 code for a protein of 591 amino acids. The transcript has 2 exons. Gene Ontology annotation, cellular component: Golgi apparatus. Gene Ontology annotation, molecular function: alpha-1,3-mannosyltransferase activity. NCBI's taxonomy places the organism in Eukaryota, Fungi, Ascomycota, Eurotiomycetes, Chaetothyriales, Herpotrichiellaceae.